CGCUAAUCUGGGUCACAAGGUCGCCUUCAACCUGUCAUUAUUUAUUUUUCUACUAAAGGACACUUUUUAACCUGAUCAAGUUCGCCAACUGCCCAGCGGAACCCUUUCUGGACCUUCCGACGGGCCCUUAGUCCCGAUGACGUCCCCCUCGCCCGGAGGUCCACUUUGACGCGAAGCAUGUAAAUCCACCUGGCAGUAAAUCCUCUAAAGCGGAUCAGGUCCAGGACGCCUGGGGGAUCAUAAUUAUGGUUGCGAGGUCGUGUGCGGCUCGAUGCGAAGAACUGGACUUGACCUGAACGAUUCUGGGGGGAUCUUCUGGAGGCUCCUGGAGGACCAUGACCCACGCAGGGGACGUCCAGGUGGCAGGUGGGGUACAUGGUGGUGACUCUCUCGCAUCCUAACAAGCAGAAUGAAUCCCUAUGGCUCCGCCCUCAAUCGCAGUCAAUCGCUGGCGAGCGGCCUGGAGAAGUGGACCAAAGCGCCGCACUCGCGCAGCAGCAGCACGCUGUCCUCGCGGCACUCCCGACAGGUGAUCAAAGAUUGGGAAGUGAUCGAUGACGCCCAGCUGGAAGUCACCGCUGCCGGAGAACUCAGCGCUCCUGGAAUGUGUGAAGGUUACCUGCUCAAGAGGAGGAAGUGGCCGCUCAAAGGAUGGCACAAGCGAUACUUUGUCCUGGAGGGAGGGAUCUUGAGGUACUGCAGAAACCAACAAGAUGUAUCCAUAGGACGAGUGCAGGGUUCUGUGGACAUUAGCAAUGCCGUCAUGUCCAUCAACAAGAAGUCCAACCGUAUCGACUUGGACGCGGGGGACAUUCUGUAUCACAUGAAGGCCAAGAGCCACGAGCUCUUCUACAUCUGGGUGACCAAGCUGCAAGCUCACCGCUCCUACAGGAAGAGCGAGGCGGCCGUUCUUCCUAACGGACACCUGGCGAGCGUGUCAGCUGACAGCAGCCGGUCUAGGUGCUUCUCCAGCGAGCUCCUCCUCCUACCUGUGCAGAGCGCGGUGGGCGUGGCCUCUGUAGCCCCGCCCUCCGCCAACAACAAGGUGUCAGCGUGGCUGCAGCAGAGUCACCCUCCUGACACCUGUGCUCAAGAGCUCAACCGCUGUCAUUUGGACCUUUCAGAACUCAACCGUCUGAUUCAGAGGCUGCAGCUGCUGGAGGCGGGGCCAGCGUUGACUAACGGCGAGCUCCAGCGCAUCAUCAGCACACAGAACCUUUCCCUGGAGAAGCCCAAGAAGCCAAAACCCGGACGAGUGCAGGGUCACUCUCGUACUCUGUCCAGGGUGGAAGCGCUAGGACUGCCUGUUCGCAGGAUGACCAAAUCGUUGUCCUCCAGCCCUUUGACUAGCUCCUCCCACUUCGGCGCCUCCGUCCCCUCCAUCCCGGACUACGUCUACUCCCAGCUGUCCCCGUCCACGUCCACGUCGGCCGAAGGCAAGAAGAUCCAGCAGGACAUCUGCGCCGUGUCGCUACGAGUUCUCACCUCCCUGCAGUCCGUCCACCACACGCUCUGUCGGGAGACUCACAAGCUGCAAGAAGUCUGGGAGGACAACCACGAGGCGGCGGCGGCGAGGCGUCUGUCCCAAAGGCCCGCCUCUGUGGCCGAGUCGGCCACCGAGUUUUUUGACGCCAGCGACGACAUCCUCUUUGGGAGCUCCUCUGACGUGUCCGAGGAAUCUGGACUGAGCGACGGAAGCACGUCCAACUCGGAGCCUGAAGAAGGCCACGAAUCGGUCACCCGGAAGUACCGAGCCAGCAUUUCCAGGACCCCUCACAGCGUGGCCCCCAGGAGCAGCGGACGCCGGACCACGCUUCCCGCUGCGUGUCCAGACAACAGUCACGUGGGCCUGAUGGCCAUCCUCUACAACAACAUCGGCAAAGACUUGGCCCGCGUGUCCAUGCCCGCCGCCCUCAACGAGCCCGUCAACCUGCUGCAGAGACUCUGCGAGGAGCUGGAGUACAGUCAGCUGCUGGACACCGCCAGCAACACCCCGGACCCGUUCCAGAGGAUGGUGUACAUCGCCGCCUUCGCCAUCUCAGGUUACUCCACCGCCGCCUUCCGGAGUCGCUACAAGCCCUUCAACCCGGUCCUGGGAGAAACCUACGAGUGUGUGAGAGAGGACCGCGGCUUUUGCUUCGUCAGCGAGCAGGUGUGUCACCAUCCUCCCAUCUCAGCCUGCCAUGCAGACUCAGACAACUUCUCCUUCUGGCAAGACCAGAGGUGGAAGAACAAGUUCUGGGGCAAGUCGCUGGAGAUCGUGCCGACCGGAAUGGUGAACGUCACGCUGCCCAGGUACAGAGACCACUACGAGUGGAACAAAGUGGUGACCUGCAUCCACAACGUGCUGAGUCAGCAGCGCUACCUGGAACAUUACGGCGAAGUCACCAUCCGCAACCUGAAGAGCAACGCGUGCACCUGCAAGAUCACCUUCGUGAAGUCUCGCUACUGGGGUUCCGAGGCCAACAAGAACGAGGUCCAGGGCACGGUGCUGGACCAGAGUGGCAGUGUCGUUCACCGCUUUGGAGGUCUGUGGCAUGAAGGCAUCUUCUGUGACACGCUGCCCACGCCCAAGUGCGUCUGGAAGCCAAACCCACAGCCCAAAGACCACCUGCUCUACUACGGCUUCUCCUCCUUCGCCAUGGAACUCAACGAGCUCACGCCAGACCUCAGGCCUCUGCUGCCCCCUACAGACACCAGGCUGCGGCCCGACCAACGGUUGCUGGAGGAAGGACAAGUGGACGAGACGGACAGAAAGAAAGACGAGAUCGAGGAGCGCCAGCGGGAGAUGAGGAAAGAGCUCGGCAAAAAAGGGGAGGAGCAUGUUCCCGCUUUCUUCAAAAAAGCCAAAGAUUGUUGCGGCCGUGACGUGUGGUUGACAAAGGAAAUGUACUGGAAGCUCCGAAAGGACCCGGGCUUUGCCAACAUGGCCAGUAUAACUUUAUGGUGACACACACACACACACACACACACACACACACACACACACACACACACACACACACACACACACACACACACACACACACAUCUUGUUUGGCUGUGAGGACCUUCGCACGCCACUGAGGAGCUAAAACAGCAAACGCUGCCUUGACUUUUGUGACGUGGAGAGCGAGGAUGGUUCUGAUCCGUGACUGGCUCAUGGGCACCAUCAGCUUUUUUCAACAACACAUAAUUGUUAGAAAUGUAUCUUCUCUAUUAAAACAUUCAAUCACUCACGUUUGGUUUGAAACCACAUUUGUGACAAACAGAUCUUUAUUGGAAUAGAAAA
Messenger RNA from Entelurus aequoreus (snake pipefish), 3271 nucleotides. RefSeq names its product oxysterol binding protein-like 7 (gene osbpl7). The record is from RefSeq and is a predicted model, not a curated record. Gene Ontology annotation, cellular component: plasma membrane; intracellular membrane-bounded organelle; perinuclear endoplasmic reticulum. NCBI's taxonomy places the organism in Eukaryota, Metazoa, Chordata, Actinopteri, Syngnathiformes, Syngnathidae. Gene Ontology annotation, molecular function: cholesterol binding. The coding region runs from base 410 to 2950 and encodes 846 amino acids. The transcript is spliced from 23 exons.